AUGAAUCUCCUUUUGCUGUCUUUGCUUAUUAUACAAAACGUCACGAGCUAUUUGGAGAAUUUUAAAAAUGGAGUCAACACACAGUUUGUUAAAGGUAGUUACAAAAUGAGGGACAUGUUUCAUUCGCAUAAGGGUGACAACGUGAAGUACGGCCCUGGAAACGAAGUGCACAAUUUGAAUACCCUGAGCGGGGGAGACUCCCGAGGGAGCACCGGAACACCUGGCUCAUAUUUCAAGUCACAACAUGCCAAAAUUGACGUGAAUAAGUUGGACUCCCUUUUGAACGCAUCUAAUUAUCUGAAGCCGCUUCAGCAUCUCCUAAAAAGUAGUGAAUCCAUGAAAAUGUUCACCAGCUCAGCUAUCCAGUUGUCACCAUAUAGGUUGUCUCGAAAACUAAACGAUGAUUCUUCAAACUACGAUGAGUGGGAAGACGACGAAAGUUUUCUAGAAACGAAUGAAAGUGACAAUAUGAGCGAUAGGGAAGAAGAUAAUGAAGAGUACGAUCACUUCGACGAGCAAGACGCGGAGAGCUUUCUCGAAACAGACGAGUAUGACGAAAUUAACGAUGGCGAUAAUGAUCACGACGCUGAGAAUGACGAUUUUUCCGGAGACCAUGAAGAAAGCUUCCUUGAAAAAGAAGAAUACGAUGACGCCAGUGACAACGAAAACGACGAGUUCUAUGAUGAGGAUGCAGACAGCUUUCUCGAGCAGGAUGAGUACGAAGAUCUAAGUGAUAACGACAAUGACGAAUUUGGUGAGCACCAUGGGGAGAGUUUCCUGGAAAAAGAGGAUGGUGAUGAGGAAAGCACUGAGGACAAUGGAAAGGAUUUCAAAGAGGAGUACCAAAAUAAAAUGAAUGACGCGGAGUACCCGGAUGAGUACGUUGGAAAGGACGACAACACCAACGGUAGCGUGGGAACCACACAGAGCAGCAAGGAAAAUGCAAGCAGCGAGAAUGCAGGCAACGAAAAUGGAAGCAAUGUGAAGGAACUAAAAAAUAAAGAAAACGAAAGCUUUUUAGAGAAAAACGUCAAUGGACAGACAGAGGAAGAAAUUGAAAAGCGCAGCACCUUUGUGUCUAGAUAUAUAGGUAACGACAACAUGGACGAUAAUUACAAUGACGAAAAUUCUGAUGAGGACAGCUUUCUAGAAGAGGACUCGUACAGCUAUAAUGACGAUGAGAAGAGUGAUGACACUUACGAUGACUACUUCGAGGAUAGCUUCUUGGAGCGCGGAAAACUCGGAAUGCCAUACAGUGAUUACUACGAGGAGGACGCUGAUGAGGAGGACACCAAGGAAUCCAACGAAGACGUCUUCGAUAACCACCACCUGAACGAGAUGAUCAACACCAACGAUUUGCACUCCUUUAUCCAAAAAGACAUGGGAUACAUUGACGAAAUAAUGAAUGACAACGUAACUAUAAAGGAUGCAGUGAAGAAGGGAUCCAAAAAGGCAACGAACCAGGCCAUGUCCAAGGAUAACCUUAUUAACGAGGAAGAAUUUAUAGAGACAGAAUCCUUUUUGGAUGAUGAACUAAAUGGAUUAAUGAAGGAAAAUAUGGAUGCUUCUAAGUCAGAUGCGAAAAAAGCUACAGCCACCUUGAGGAACUCGGAAAAAAAGAAAAAUGCGACCAGCGCUGAGGGUAAGGGUAGCCCCUCGAAGGGCAACGCGGGCAGCUCGAUCACCGCAACCAACACAGGAAAUGCAGCCAACCCCACUACGAAGAGCAAGAGAGAGACGAGCAAAAAUCAAACCGAUUUGUCCAACGAAGAUGUUUUCAAUGACGAACUCACAGAAGAGGUCAUUGCAGAUUCGUACCAAGAUGGAGGAGAUCUAGAAAUCGAGGCAGGUGAAAGUCCUACAAAUUCAUUUGACGACAAGCUGCUAGACCAAGGAGUGAAUGAAGACACCCUGCUGAACGAUAACAACAUGAUUUACAACGCGAACAUGGUUCCACAUAAGAAGCGAGAAUUGUACAUCAAUCCGCACAAGCAUACCUCUUCGACAGACAAUAAAAGUAGCAAACACCACACGGCGGACGUCGACGCCUUGGACAAAAAACUAAAGGCUCACGAAUUGCUCGAACUGGAAGACGGAGAAGGAAAAAACUCAGUGAUCGUCGAAACGGAAGAAGUGGAUGUUGACCUAAACGGAAAAAAGUCAAGCAGCUCGGUGUCCUUUCUCAGCUCCGUAGUUUUCUUACUCAUCGGAUUGUUAUGCCUCACCAGUUAG
Plasmodium inui San Antonio 1 is the source of this 2232-nucleotide messenger RNA. RefSeq lists its product as hypothetical. The transcript is spliced from 6 exons. The record is from RefSeq and is a predicted model, not a curated record. NCBI's taxonomy places the organism in Eukaryota, Apicomplexa, Aconoidasida, Haemosporida, Plasmodiidae. The coding region runs from base 1 to 2232 and encodes 743 amino acids.